This is a messenger RNA of Iphiclides podalirius (scarce swallowtail), 2055 nucleotides long. The record is from the annotation of a GenBank genome assembly. Lineage: Eukaryota; Metazoa; Arthropoda; Insecta; Lepidoptera; Papilionidae.
AUGAGACCUCCAAUAGCGAUGGCUGUAACGAUGGCAUUAGAGGAAAGUACAUCAGACUCAAAGCUCCAUAAAGAUAGCGUCAACAAAAAGGAGCUGCGACCCUCGAGUGCGGUUUCAUAUUCGAAGUCUGACUAUGGGCUCGAAACAACUACGUCCGUGGAUCAACUGAAGCAGUACAAGAGUUGGGUCAGCAACGAGAGGUGGAACGAGCUGAAGAAGCUCGCCGACGCUGCGAUGAAGGAGCGCAGGGUGUUUAUGAUAAAGGGCGGCGGAUUCCCGGCUGUACGGAAAGCGCUUCUAGACCGGGGCUGGAUCGAAAAAUACGAAUCUCAUAAGGUACGUCAUCCGCCCGUGAAUGUUGAUCCAAAAAAAGCGAGCGACAAAGAGCUCACAAAAGUGGAAAGGAUGAUAUUGUACAAAUUUAUGGAGCACCACUCUGUCGACUUUCUAUGGACCACCAAAAGGGACAAAUACGACUGGUUGUUGAGCAACAAAGAAGUCAUUAUAAGCAGAUUUUGCAGGUCCAUAUUUACUACUAAAGAAGGGUUAACCACUUCACUUACUCAAAUGCAUUGGUACACUGAGCCCGGUAUAGCUUUGACCAAUUUCCCGCGCUGCUAUAAUAUUCACAAUUCUGAAAAUCUGGAGGAAUUCAUAGAUGAUUUCCGUAUAACCGCUUGCAUAAGCCUCGUUAAGUGGUUCUGUAAGACAUUCCAAACUAACAACGUAGAGAAACAGGUCAUGGACCACGGGAAAGUACCGUUAACUGCAAUUGAAUUUGCAAUUAAUAGAAUCAAUGAACAUGUGACAUUCUACUCUCAUAGAGAUAUCGAUGAUUUUGAGGACCAAAGCCAACACAUAUGGGAACACGAAUGGGACCAAUUCUUAACACAUCAUUAUCUCCUAGUACAUGAAAAGGCUAAGUUUUUGCCUGAUGGCGCAGUGAAUAUUAGACAGUUAGAAAAGAAGGCAGGUAAGGCUUUGGCUGCAGUAACGAAGUUUUGGCCACAAAUUGACAUUGACGGCGUCUUAAACAUUUGGAUUGUGAAGCCGGGUAAUAAAUGUCGCGGGAAAGGUAUCCAACUAAUGAACAAUAUAAAGGAUAUCGUUGGACUCAUAAACAUCCCAGCCCAGAAAAACAGAUACGUCGUACAAAAAUAUAUUGAAACACCAUUGGUGAUAUACAAUACAAAAUUUGAUAUACGACAGUGGUUCUUAAUAACAAAUUGUCAGCCACUAACUAUUUGGAUAUAUAAGGACAGCUACCUAAGGUUUAGCUCGCAGAUUUUCAGUUUAUCAAACUACCACGAGUCCGUUCAUCUAACAAACAACGCAGUCCAAACGAAAUAUAAAAAUAAUGGAGACAGGGACAAAGCUUUGCCUGACGAAAAUAUGUGGGACUGUCAUACUUUCAAAGCUUAUCUGAGACAGAUCGGAAAGUAUGAACUGUGGGACACCAAAAUAUAUCCAGGCAUCAAGCAGUCACUGAUUGGAGCUAUGUUAGCUUGUCAAGAAUCAAUGGAUAAGAGGCAAAGCAGCUUCGAAUUGUACGGGGCUGAUUUUAUGUUAACCGAUGACUUUACUCCGUGGCUCAUUGAAAUCAACUCCAGCCCAGAUCUGGCGCCAACGACAUCUGUCACAGCUCGCCUAUGCCCUCAAUGUCUUGAAGAUGUUAUUAAAGUUGUGCUUGACAGACGUCACAACGUCGAUGCUGACACGGGCACCUUCGAAUUGGCCUACAGGCAGACGAUCCCAAAGGCACCGGCUUACCUGGGCUUAUCGCUGUGCAUCAAUGGCAAGCGUCUACAUAAGAAAAUCAAGGAGCGUAAACACGAACACAGGAGCGCUACAACAUUGGCGCCUCGCACCCACUCCGGUGACGUCACCGAUGAAUCUCACCAACCGGUGCCCCUAGAAUACAACGGGCCAAUUAUCACAGACUUUCUGACAUGGCUGAAUCCCUACGACUCUUUUCCGACGAAUAAAGACGGUAUCCUACUGGGUCCCAAGGAAUCACUCACGGACUCGAGGAAGACGCGAAAGAAAUCAAGAAUU